AACACACUCUCCCCCGCAGAAUGGAUCCUCACCGGAACCACAUGCCCGGCUGUUCCCCUCCCUCUUCCUCCCCCUCCACCACCUCCUCCUCCCCAAACCCUACAUCCUCCAACCACCACCACCACAACACCACCAACAACAACGGCCACAACAACCACCACCAGCAGCAGCAGGACCCUGACCCGAUGCACUCGUGGUAUGAAUCCGUCUCCAAAGCCCGGUCCCGCAUCCACCUCCUCUCCUCCCUCCUCCCCCCCACCCUCUCCCCACCACUCUCCUCCCUCGCCGACGACUCCGACAACCCUGCCCUCUCCCUCCUCUCCUCCCACCCCACCUAUUCCGCCCUCUCCUCCUCCCUCUCCGGCUCCCCCCACGACCCCCUCUGCCACUGGCUCUAUGACACCUACCUCUCCUCCGACCCCCACCUCCGCCUCGUCGUCCUCUCCUUCGUCCCCACCCUCGCCAACCUCUACCUCUCUCUCCUCCACUCUCUCUCCUCUGACUCCCCCUCUUCCUCCUCCCUCGCCGGCUUCGAAGCCGUCCUCCUCUCUCUCUACUCCGCCGAGACCAAAUCCCGCAACGGCAAACCCCUCCUCGUCUCCAUCCCCGACCUCUCCCUCCCCUCCCUCUACCACACCCCUCGUCGAUCAUCCUUCGACAAACCAAACCCUAACGCUAACCCUAACCCUUACUCAACCAAACCAAACCCUAACCCACGCCCCUCGGUAGGACUCAUCUCUCCUCCUCUCGAGCCCCAGACCGCCGUCAGAUCCACCAAGCGCGCCACCAUCGUCGGCGUCGCGCUUGACUGCUACUACAAGCAGAUCUCCCAAAUGCCCGCCUGGUCCAAGCUCGAUUUCUGCCGGUUCGUGGCUGAUUGGGCCGGUCAGGACUGCCCCUGCAAAUCAGAAUUUGAUGGGCCCGAUGAGAUUGCUGAGGAGAUGGGUGAUUUGGGGAUUAGCGAAAACGGGUCCAGUGGUGGUUCUUCUGUCGCAAAGGGAGCUAGGAUUCCGCUUCCCUGGGAGCUACUGCAGCCUGUGUUGAGAAUUCUGGGUCACUGCCUUUUGGCUCCGCUUAAUGCGGAGGAGGUUAGGGAUUCUGCUUUGGUGGCGGUGCGGUGUUUGUACGCUAGGGCUUCUCAUGAGUUGGUUCCUCAGGCGAUUCUGGCAACCCGGAGUCUGAUUCAGCUCGAUAAGAGAGCUCGUGAGUCAGCUAGGGCAGCAGUGGCGGUGGCAGCAGUGGCUGCAAAUGUGGGUUCGAAUUCCAACACGCCCACAAAGGCCAAGAAGCCGGAGAUACUUUUGAUGUCGAAGUGAAAGCAGAGCAAUGUAACGUUUUUCUCUAACUGAUCUUUUGUAUUAUCUAUAUUUUGUUUUCUCUUCGUAGAUUAGAGUUACAGGAGGAAAUGAAUGAUUGGCUGUGGUUGUGUGUUGAUGCAUUGGAUUUGUAAAUGGAUUUCUGAGCUAUUGGUUGGUGUAUCAUUUAUGUACUUCGUCGGUUGUGUAGUAGUUUUAUUGUUCUGUGGAAUGUGUUUGUGCAAGGUUGUGCCUUUGCUUGGACAUUCAAUUGUAAUUUAUUUUCUCAACUGUAUAUUCUCGGUUGCUUUGAAAUGUGAUGUUUACUUUUUUGUGGUGAUAAA
Rhododendron vialii is the source of this 1639-nucleotide messenger RNA. RefSeq lists its product as uncharacterized. Gene Ontology annotation, biological process: protein localization to plasma membrane; phosphatidylinositol phosphate biosynthetic process. The record is from RefSeq and is a predicted model, not a curated record. The transcript has a single exon. Bases 21 to 1316 code for a protein of 431 amino acids. Gene Ontology annotation, cellular component: plasma membrane. Lineage: Eukaryota; Viridiplantae; Streptophyta; Magnoliopsida; Ericales; Ericaceae.